Molecule: messenger RNA, 1018 nt
Organism: Nicotiana attenuata
Lineage: Eukaryota; Viridiplantae; Streptophyta; Magnoliopsida; Solanales; Solanaceae
Exons: 1
Coding region: 162-626 (154 amino acids)
Source: RefSeq, a predicted model, not a curated record
CACAACUCAAUACUUUCUCCCCUCCUAUAUAUACCUCUCACCCUUACUUCUCUCUCCGUUCAGUCUUUUCAAAUAAGCAUAAUUAACUCUUUCCUUCAUCCAUUCAUAUGCUUUAAUUUAUUUUACUGAAAGUGUGGUGGAGCGUAUAUAUAACCAGAAUAAUGGGCAUAUGCAGUUCAUACGAAUCGACAUCAGUUGCUACUGUCAAAUUAAUACUACAUGACGGAAGGUUACAAGAGUUCUCUUAUCCAGUGAAGGCUUCAUACUUGUUACAAAAUGACCCUACAAUCUUUAUUUGUAACUCCGACGAAAUGGAUUUCGGAGACGUAGUUUCUGCCAUAAGUGACGAGGAGGAGCUUCAACUAGGUCAACUAUAUUUUGCUCUGCCUUUGAGCCAACUGAAAUGUAGGCUUCAGGCUGAGGAAAUGGCUGCAUUAGCUGUGAAGGCUAGUUCUGCGUUAAAUAAUAGUGGUGACGGUGAGAAAUGUUUAAUUCUAUUUGAAAAAGGUGGUGGAAAAAUUUCCAAGAAAGUGGUGGAUGACAGUGGUUCUAGAGGGAGAAACAAUCGGGGUGGCAGCGCCAGGAGAAAGAAGUUCACGGCGAAGUUGAGUGCAAUAAAUGAGUAGGGGUAAAAAAAAAUGUGGUGGUGAUAGGUCAGUUUGUGCGUACGGAUAAUUUUGACCAUGAAGAUUAUUUAUAUAGACAAAGAAAUCAAUUGGAGUAAUUUUUUUUUAUCACUAGUGAGAUUUGAGAUCUGAUCUUUGAUAGUUUUUACUCACUUUAUUAAGGGUACUAUCUGAAGAAGCUAACUGUUCAUUUUGCAUGAGAUGUAAAUAGUAGGUUUUGUAAAAGAUCUUGAGAUUACUAUUCGUCUAGUUAGAUGCUACUUGUUCAAAAUUCGGCGUUUGCUUGUUUUUGGUUUUUAUGCACUGUCAGCCAAUAGAGGGGUUGUAUCGCAAUUUUACCCCUCAGAGGUUUUCAUUAUUGAGUGAAGACAUAGGCGGAUUCAAGAUUUAAA